AUGGGGGCCACAGGUUAUGGAUAUUACCGCACUGUGAUUUUAAUCUCAAUGUUUUUGGGAUACGUGCUGUAUUACUUCAACAGGAAGACGUUCUCCUUUCUGAUGCCGUCAGUCAUGGAGGAGAUUGAGCUGGGUAAAGAGGAGCUUGGCCUGAUCACCAGCAGUCAGACUCUGGCUUAUGCCAUCAGUAAGUUCGCCAGCGGAGUGCUGUCUGACCAGCUCAGCGCCCGCUGGCUCUUCUCCGUCGGCCUCUUCAUCAUCGGGGGCAUAAACAUCAUCUUCUCCUGGUCAUCCUCGGUGAUGGUCUUCACCGGACUCUGGUUCCUGAACGGUCUCGGUCAGGGAUGUGGCUGGCCGCCGUGCGCCAUGGUGCUACGAAAGUGGUUUGAGCCGUCCCAGUUCGGAACCUGGUGGGCUGUUCUUUCCUGCAGUAUGAACCUGGCUGGCAGUCUGGGUCCCAUCGUUACCACCGCACUGGCCGAGUACUACAGCUGGAGGACCAUCGUCUCUGUGUCCGGUGGGGUCUGCAUGGGCUUCGCUUUUGUCUGCUUGCUGCUGGUCAAGAACGAGCCCAGUGAUGUCGGCCUGCCCAACAUACAGUCUGGAACCAAGAAGGGCAAAGGCAAUAAAAACACCCCGAAUGAUGAGAGCACUCUUAAAGAGUUCCUGCUGUCUCCGUACCUGUGGGUGCUGUCCAUGAGUUACCUGGUGGUGUUUGGGGUGAAGAUAGCCUGCACUGACUGGGGUCAGCUGUUCCUCAUGCAAGAGAAAGGCCAGUCUGCUAUGAUGGGCAGUUCGUACAUGAGUGCCCUGGAGGUGGGUGGUUUUGCCGGCAGCAUUGCAGCAGGCCUUCUCUCAGAUAGAGCAGUUGCACGACACGGGCUGGGUACCCACGGAAACCCUCGGCACGGCCUCCUCUUAACCAUGAUGGCGGGCAUGACUGUAUCCAUGUACCUCUUCCGGGUCACCAUCACAGCAGAGAUCCCAAAGGACGAUCCUCUCUGGGUCACCGCUCUCCAUCCGGUCUCUGUCCUGACUGGCCUGUCUGAGAAAGAGAUCUGGAUCUUAACUCUAGGUGCUGCGUUUGGGUUCUCGUCGUAUGGCCCGAUUGCGUUGUUUGGGGUUAUCGCUAACGAGAGCGCUCCCUCGAACUACUGUGGGAUGUCACAUGCCAUCGUAGCCCUCAUGGCGAAUGUCGGCGCGUUCCUCGCCGGCCUGCCGUUCAGCGCCAUCGCUAAGCACUACAGUUGGGAUACGGCCUUCUGGGUGGCCGAGGUGAUCUGCGCGCUGACCACGGUUUGCUUCUUCCUGCUUCGCGACAUGCGGACGAAAAUGGGACGAGUGCACAAGAAGACCGACUGACCUCCACACGCUGGAGGACCUCAUGGACCCUGAGCGUGUGACCAGCUCAGCCACGAUGGUGGCUUUUAACAUAAACAAUGUCCGGAAAAACUUCACAUGCUUGAGUUAUCAGCUGCGUUAACACUGCUUCAUAGGAUUAUUGUAACUUAUUGAAAUACACUGCGAGCACUUUCAGCAUGGCUUCAUUACCUUUCAUUAAUGAAACAGUCAUUUAUUCAGUUAUUCACUCAAUUAUUAACAGUAAUUUAAAUGUGAGGGGAUGAGUUGGCAGAAAAUCAAGUUUCACUUCUUCCAAUUUCAGACAAUCAGCCGAGCCGUUUGGCGUCCUACUAACAAACACUAGCUGUCAGUAGUCACCCAGAUAAUCGCAGCACUCAAUAAUCCAAUCACAACCAGAUUUCUGCAGUUAUCCCAUUAUUCAAACGUUCGUGUAAACACCGCACUUCGAUCUAGAAAUCCGAUGAAGAAACCCAAUAAAGAGAGCUGGAUUUUAGCUGUAAACUCUGA
Molecule: messenger RNA, 1869 nt
Organism: Pygocentrus nattereri (red-bellied piranha)
Lineage: Eukaryota; Metazoa; Chordata; Actinopteri; Characiformes; Serrasalmidae
Gene: slc37a4b
Product: solute carrier family 37 member 4b
Exons: 9
Coding region: 1-1362 (453 amino acids)
Biological process (GO): phosphate ion transmembrane transport; glucose-6-phosphate transport
Cellular component (GO): endoplasmic reticulum membrane
Molecular function (GO): glucose 6-phosphate:phosphate antiporter activity
Source: RefSeq, a predicted model, not a curated record